This is a messenger RNA of Pomacea canaliculata, 6917 nucleotides long. RefSeq names its product DNA topoisomerase I, mitochondrial-like. Gene Ontology annotation, molecular function: DNA topoisomerase type I (single strand cut, ATP-independent) activity; DNA binding. The transcript has 19 exons. Gene Ontology annotation, biological process: DNA replication; chromosome segregation; DNA topological change. The record is from RefSeq and is a predicted model, not a curated record. NCBI's taxonomy places the organism in Eukaryota, Metazoa, Mollusca, Gastropoda, Architaenioglossa, Ampullariidae. Gene Ontology annotation, cellular component: chromosome; nucleolus. The coding region runs from base 77 to 3103 and encodes 1008 amino acids.
CUACAGCGCUAGUGACCGCGUGUUUACCACGCGGCGCGCAUCAUAGCUCGCUGACGGCUAAGUCCCGUGACUGCGCAUGCUCAAUAAGAUAAAAUUUGGACUUAGUCGCAGUGAUUGCAGGCCGCCGCCAUUCUUUGCCGAAGCAACCAACAGAAGAAAUUUGUUGGAAAUGGCAACUUCGGACUCCGAUCACCCAUCACAAUCGGGCAAGGAAAAUAACUCUGAGUUCGGUGGAGCAGUUUCGGCUGCUGACUUGAAAGCAAGGAUGCAAGGUGUUAAUAACAAUACAAACCAUGCUUCUCAUAAUGGUAUUUCCAACCACAUCAGCAAGUCCGGUAGCUCAGGCAGCUCUCUUUCACCAUCUCCAGUCAAGAAUGUUUCUAGUUCAUCUGAACACAGGGAUCGUUCCAAAGACGCAAAUAGCAAACACUCCAGCUCAUCAAGUUCUAGACAUAAAGAUAGUUCAUCUUCAUCCAAACACAAAGAGUCCAGCAGUGGCUCAAGCAAACCCAAAGAGGGUUCAUCGUCAUCAUCAUCCAAGCAUAAAGAAGGCUCAUCAUCUAGCUCUUACCGGGAGAGCUCUAGUUCAAAACACAAGGAAGGCAGUGGGUCUUCCAGCUCCAACAAGUAUAAGGAAGGAGGAUCUUCAUCCUCCAUCAGCUCCAAGCUAAAGGAGAGUUCUUCCUUCUCUAAGCCUAAAGAGAGCAGCAGCAGUCAUUCCAAGUCAUCAUCAGAACACAGACAUUCCUCGUCCUCUUCUGACAAACACAAGUCCAUCACCAACAACAGCAGUGAAAAACAUAGAGACAAGUCUAAAGAACAUAGCAGCAGUAAGCAUAGCAAAGAGCACUCUUCUUCAUCAUCCAGAUCAAAAGAGGGCAGCAGUAGUGUUCACAGUACAUCUGUUAAAAAAGACAAAGAUUCUGGGAGUAGCAACAAAGCAGACUCAUAUUUUCACAAGGAAUCAUUUAGCAACAGUCCUACUAAGGUGAAAAGUGAACCAUCUUCUCCUCCCAAAACCACGAGAAAGGAGCCACCUACUCCUGGGAAGCAGCCCAAGUCAGAGCAAGCUUCCCCUACAAAGAUGGCCAAUGCACAACCUGCAAGUGCUCAGCCUAGAGCUAAACAAGAACCAACUAGUGAUGAUGAAGACACACCUUUGUCUGUGCGUCUGAUGGAAACCCAAUCUUCUAAAGCUGUAAAGCGCCCUAAAGAGGAAUCUGAUGAGGAUGAUGAGCCUUUAUCAUCCAGAGUUGAUAAGGUGAAAAAGCAGAAGAUUGAAGCAGCAAAAAAAAGAAAAUUUGAAGAUGAUAGCAAGAAUUCCAAAUCAGCCAAAAAGGUAAAGAAGGAAGAUAUAAAGGGAGCACCACGGACCAAAAAAGAGAAGCAGGAACAGGAUGAAGUCGGUGUCUGGCGGUGGUGGGAGGAGGAAAAGCGUGAUGAUGGUAUCAAGUGGAAUUUUCUGGAGCACAAAGGUCCUGUGUUUGCGCCAGCUUACGAACCACUACCACCAGACAUCAAAUUCUAUUAUGAAGGCAAAGAAAUGCUGCUCAGCUCAGAGGCAGAAGAAGUGGCAACAUUUUAUGCAAAGAUGUUGGACCAUGACUAUACCACAAGAGAGAUCUUCAAUGAAAAUUUUUUCAGGGACUGGCGUAAAGCGAUGACAAAACAAGAGAGAGAGAUCAUCACAGAUCUUAAGAAGUGCAAUUUCACUCAGAUGCAUGAGUAUUUCAAAGUAAAAAACGAAGAGCGAAAGAACAUGACUAAAGAACAGAAACAAGUAAUUAAAAAGCAGAAUGAAGAAAUCACCAAGGACUAUGGUUUUUGCACCAUAGAUGGCCACAAAGAAAGAAUAGGUAAUUUCAAAAUAGAACCUCCAGGGCUGUUUCGUGGACGUGGUGAUCAUCCAAAACAGGGUAUGCUCAAGCGCCGUGUCUUGCCAGAAGAUGUAAUUAUCAACUGCAGCAAGGACUCGAAAAUCCCAGUGCCGCCAGCUGGACACCGUUGGAAAGAAGUACGUCAUGAUAACCAUGUGACUUGGCUAGCCAGCUGGAAUGAAAACAUUCAGGGACAGACUAAAUAUGUCAUGUUAAAUGCAGCAUCAAAGCUAAAGGGUGAGAAAGACUGGCAGAAGUAUGAAGUUGCUCGCCGGCUUCACAAAUGUGUGGACAAAAUUCGUGCUACUUAUCGUGAAGACUGGAAGUCCAAAGAAAUGAGAAUCCGCCAGCGUGCCGUUGCUCUCUAUUUUAUUGACAAGCUGGCACUCAGAGCAGGUAAUGAAAAAGAAGAGGGAGAGACAGCGGACACGGUUGGCUGCUGCUCUUUACGCGUGGAACAUUUGACACUUCAUGAGGAAAAAGAUGGCAAGCAGUAUGUGGUAGACUUUGACUUUCUUGGUAAGGAUUCAAUUCGCUACCAGAACACUAUACCCGUGGAGAAGCGUGUCUUCAAGAAUCUUCAGCUAUUUAUGGAGAACAAGCAGCCAGAAGAUGAUCUUUUUGAUCGUCUCAAUACAACCAUCCUUAACAAGCAUUUACAUGAGCUGAUGGAAGGGCUGACAGCAAAGGUGUUCCGUACUUACAAUGCCUCUCACACACUACAAGAGCAGCUCAAUCUCCUCACAAACCCCGAAGACUCUGUUGCUGCCAAGUUGUUGUCGUAUAACCGAGCCAAUCGUGCUGUGGCUGUGCUAUGUAAUCACCAGCGGGCUGUACCUAAGACUUUUGCCAAAUCCAUGGAAAAUCUGCAGAAUAAGAUUACAGCUAAAAAGAAAGAAAUAAAGGACGUGAAAAAGGAUAUCAAGGCUGUCAAGGCAGACUACAAAGCAACAAAAACUGCCAAAGCACGAACUAUGUACGAAAAGAAGAAGAAAAUGUUGACUCGCUUGGAAGAGCAGCUGACAAAGCUAGAAGUGCAGGCUACUGACAAGGAUGAAAACAAAGAAAUUGCCCUUAGCACCUCCAAACUGAAUUAUCUUGAUCCCCGCAUCAGUGUUGCCUGGUGCAAGAAAUUUAAUGUGCCCAUUGAGAAAAUCUACAAUAAGACUCAACGUGAUAAGUUCCGCUGGGCAAUUGAUAUGGCAACAGCAGAGUUCCAGUUUUGAUGAAGGCCUUUGGUAGUAGCAGCUGACCAUAACAUUUGGCUUCUUUCCCCCCCCCCCCCCCCCUGCUCCAACUUAAAUCAUGCGUCUUCUGACAUUUUGUCAUCAGAAUUUUACAUGUACUUCCAUUUUACUCUUCUGCAGUUCUCCACGUUUAUUUGUUUAUGCAUAUAUAGCUCUUGCCAAGGUUGAAUCUUGAUAUUUCAGUCUGAAGGUCAUUUUUUAAAAUGUCAUUAAAAACUCACAGGAGUUCUUAUCUCACUUUAUACAUGUUUGUGCAUGCACAUCCAUGUAAUAUACACACAAGUAUGCAAGUUUGUAUGAAUAUGACUUAUUUUCACCCUCACCUAGAAGUAUGGACCUGGUUUGAGGUUAUAUUGAUCAAGUCUUAGGUUGUGUAGUUUUAAAUUAUGGCAGACAACAUAAGGGCAGUGAUCUUGACUUUAAAUUUAGGAAAAGCGGCUUGCUUAAAACACUAAAGGUUUUUAUGAUAAUAUAUUUAAAAAAAACUUAAUAUUCUAAAUGUAAAAAAAUGAUUUCUUUUUGAAGGACUGAUAGUUUAAGGCCACACUUAUGUUAAAAGCAAGGAUGUUAGUAGAUUAGAUAUAUCUUAAACAUUUUAAGUUCUACAGCAUAGGCAGAAAUCUGUGCUAGAAAUGUGGGAUUCAGAGAAGUAUAGAUUUUUCAUAAUGUUCGGAAGUAUUUAAAUCUAAAAUGUUGGAUAUUUUUAGCUAAUACAUAUUCAUGAAUGUACUUUUUCUUUUUAACACACAAGCUAUCAAUUUUAUUGUAAAUACUUUUUAAAACUCUGUAUGCCUUCUCAUACAUUUUAGUGCAUUCAUUACUCAUUGGUUAAUCAUAUCAAAUUCCUGUGUGCUUAGCAAGUAUGAAUGUCAUGUCUUACCUGAAAAUUGUUGUGGGAUAUGGGAUAGGGCUUUUCAUUUGGACUUUGUCUUAAGAUUUAUAAUGAGCAUUUAUAAAACUUUUGUACUCGUAAAGGUUUUUGUUUUUAUUUUCAUUUGCUAGCCCUUUUUUUUUUUUUUUUUGGAGGUUCACCACAAUUAGUAACCAAAAGGCUAGUGUAUGCAAGUGGUGCAAUGAAGGAAUGUAUACCCGGUAUAGUAAAGAGUCAUAAGAAAGAUUCUUUGGGUUCAUAUCUGAACUUGAAAAAAAAAAAUCCACAUUGCCAGCAGGUUUGUUUCUGAUGAUGAUUAUUCUACAUUUGGCAAAGUAAUUAAGGUCUUCAGCUGUUCUAGGUCUCUGAUUUUAGGAAUGUUUGCUUAAGGGCCAUUAUUUUGUGCGUGUGUGUGUGAAUAUGUGUAUAGCCAAAAUGAGACUUGUCCUAGAGCUCUUGGACUGCUGAGGAGACAUUUUAGAGGUAGUUGCUCUUCCAGCAGUAUCUGCCUUUAUUACCAAUAGACAUCUCUUUGGAUAGUGGAUACAUAUUUUUUGCUUUCAAUUUUAGCACUGAUCAGGGCACUCUUAGAUUGUUACAGGGUUAAUGGUUAUGAGGAUAUUGCUUUUUUUAGGCAGAGGUCCAAGUUCUGGCACUGUUGGUAUUUGUUCAGGCGUUGACAUUACUGUAACAAUGUCACAUAUGAUUGAGAAAAGGUUAUUCUGAUCAGCUUCUCACCAAUGAAAUAGUUCGGUUAACAAAAUCCUGAAGCUCCAAUAAGAUCUGUGCUGGUCAAAUACACCUAGCAAGCAGUUUAGCAGCUACAUGUAAUUUUUUUUGGAUUCAGUAUAAACUUGUAACAUUGUGCAUGUUAUCUGUAUUUUUUGAAAUUUUGACUACCUUUCUGAUAUAUGGGAAGGCAGUACAGGUAGUCCUCGGGUUAUGACGGUCUCAAGUUAUGUCAAUUCGUGGUUACGAUGCUCACUCUGACUUAUGAGGUUUAGCGUCGUAAGUCGAACUGUACGUGCGCUUCAUUCCACAUGCGGCGGAAGUCAUAAGGCAAUCUGAGUAGGGGAAAACAGCAACAGAAAUUGGCAGGUCAUUAGGACUUAGUCAUUCGACUGUUGCUACGAUUAUCAAGGAUAAAGAUUGCAUCUUUGAACAUGUGAGAGGAUCUUCUCCUAUGAAAGUGACAGUGAUAACAAAGCGUACUGUACUGCACAAUAUUUUACUGUACUUAUGUUUAUUGAUAAUUAUGUAGGGUACUGUGUUAGGAUAGGUGCUUGGAUAGUGUUUGCAGUACUUUACUGUUAUUAUGGUCCAGUACUGUAUGAACGUAUGAUCCGACUUACGUCGAAAUUCGGUUUAUGACGCCGCGUAAGAACGGAUCAGCGUCGUAAGUCGAGGACUACCUGUAUAGGCUAGUGGUGCUCACAUGUGGAGCAGAAAGCCAUUGUAUGAGGCAUGCUUGGCAUUUUGCCUGCAAAACUCAAUACCCAUUGCCCACCCAGCAGGUGCUCUGCAGAAAUGAGGUAUCUGAUUUUUCAGGACUGUGAAUCAUCCUCACUGCCCCCAUGGCCUUUAGAACUUUCUUAGGUGUCUAACUGCUGCAUCACCUUAUACCAUAGCCACAAUAAGAUGUACAUUAUCUGAUUCAGUUGUUACACUGUUUUGUGCAUUUCAUGUCUCAUCAUUGUGUGCAUAUCUUGGCUACUGGUAAUUUUAUUUUAGCACUAAAAUGCUCAAGGUGGUGUGUACAUUGUGUUGUAGUUUGACAGCUUGUUUUGGAUAAACGGUCUGAGUUGAGCAGAGUGAGAAAGUAGGAAGAAGUCUCCAUUGACAUACUUCAAUGUAAAAAAAAAAAAAAAAAGUAAUUCCUAGGUUAUUAUAUAGAUGUUAAUUUGCUUCAUAAAUUUAGAGCAGAUUUUAAUGUGAUAAGUAGUUGACUGUUGUGUAAUGUGUGCAUGAUGUCCCUGCUGGUGGAUCCAGAAAGCAGCUAACAAGAACUACUUAUUUCAGUAUUGGGUUCACAGUAUUUGACAAAACAAACAAAAAAGUGAUAUUUGUAACCAUUAACUAGUUUUAUGGGUUUUUUAAAAAAAAUAGGAAUCAGCAUUGGAAAGGCACUGUCUUUUGGAACUGUUGUUUGCGGAAAGUGCCUAACAAGGAAAGAGAAAAGAUGUGCAGUGUCUUCUUGCCCGUUUGUUUUUUUAAGUGCAGGUGAGAUUUUAGUGAUACACCGACACCAUAAUCUGUCUGUCUCAUUUAGGGUUGGUUCUUUAGAAGUGUUGGGCUUCUUUUUUACCAUCCUCUGUAGAGCAUGUUGGCCCCAUGCAGUUUUUCUUUAUUAGAUCAUGUUGUUAUUUUAAUAAGGCUUGACAUCAGCAUUUCUCCUACCUCCCCCCCCCCCCCCCCAGCCUCCAUGAUUACCUAACUGGCAUGAUAUUGUUUUCGAACCGCCAUUUCACCUCAUUUUUUUUUUACCCCUGGUAUCCUUCAUGUGCCUGGCUGUUUUAUUCUGGUCAUUUCUAAAACUUUCCAUUAAUGGAAACCUGAAUUGGAAUAUUUGUACUCUUUGGUUUGUUUGUAUACCUCUUGGUGAGGUUAUCAUCAAGAGAUGUUUCUUAUAGUAUGUAUCAGUGUGUGUAAAGGAGAAAUGCAGGUCUUCACUAAAGAAAUACAAACUUCAUUGUAGAUUGAGUUUUAGGUUUAACAUUAAUACUUUAUGUACAAUGUAUUAAUUUCAGAGUUACAUGAAGACAUCUAAAGUCAUUUGUAAAAAGUAUCUAAGGCUGUUCCACUUAGCUUUCCCCAAGUUUUUUCAUUCCAGAUUUUUGGGGAGCACAGAGUAUCAAGCCUCCUGAAAUCAUGUAAUGAUGCCUUAAUGCCCUCGGUGCAACAAAAAUAAAGCAAUUCACAUUU